AGUGUAAAAGAUACGCCCUUUCCGUUUCCGCAACAACAAAACGGCAUGACUCGCGCUGGAGGGAAACUGUCUUCAGUUGUAAGAAGUAUCGUUUUUAGCUUCGUAAACGACUUUUAAAAGCCACUGAUGGUCGUAGACUGUCCCAUUCAUGUGAACGUACAUCCAUGUAGUCUAACUUUAUGAUUGUUCGGUGCCAGACAUCUCUAAAUGAAGGAUUCGAGUUGCUUUAAACGGCCAUUGCAGUAUUACUGCACUGCAGGGAAAGGCUUGGAAGAGUUUCUUGUGGCGGAGGUGCGAUGUAAAUUGGCCGCGAUUGAUGUUGACCAUGUAACAGGAAAGGUGUUUUUCUCCACGAGUGAGGACAUUGAGAAAGUGAGAGGUCUGAAAUCUGCAGAGAGGCUGUUCCUGCUGCUGAGGAGAGCGCCACCUCUGGCCCAAACCGGGAGUGCAGGGAGAGUGGAGGAUGUCGUGCGGGACCAGAUCAUCGGACAGCACCGGGUCUGGACUGAGACCCUGUCCCUGUGGCUCCAGCUCCGAAAGGGCCUGGAGGAGGCCGGACCCGACCCAACGGGACCGGGGCGGGGCAGGAAGAGGAAGCUGGAGCAGGGAGAGGGGGCUGGAGAAGGGCCUGUCUGUGAGAGCCUGGGGCAGGUGGUGGGCCGGGGCCCUGGGGUGGAGGGGCAGGGACCUGGGGUAGAGGGGUGGGAUCCUGGAGAUAAGAGAGGGGACUCUGUGGUGGAGGCGAGAGGCUCUGUGGUGGAGGGACAGGGCCUUGGGAAGAAGAGGCGGGGCCAUGGAUUGAAGGGGCAGGACUCUGGGGUUGAGGGGCAGGACUCUGGGGGGGAGUCGGCCGUGACGGGGGCCUCUGGGGAGGGAGCACCGCCCCGCAGUGAGUCUUCCUCAAAGGCAGGGGGCGCUGGCGAGCCCCAGCCUGCUCCAGUGUGCUUCAGAGUGUGCUGCCGCUGCACUGGCUCCUUCGCCCGCACCUUCAGCUCCCAGGAGCUGGGCAGGAUAGUGGGGGUGGCCAUCAGCAGGCAGCUGGGAUGGAGCGUGAACCUGAGGGAGCCUGACCUGGAGGUUAAUGUGCAUUUAAGCGAUGACCACUGUGUGAUUGGCCUCCCACUGCUAAGAUCGCCGCUAGCCAGCCGCAGCUAUAUCAGAACCACAGGACUCCGCUCCACCGUUGCUUGGGCAAUGGCGUCGCUCGCUGAAAUCAAGCCAGGGUCUUGUGUCUUAGAUCCCAUGUGUGGAGUGGGGACGAUACUCUUAGAAGCUGCAAAGGAGUGUCCAAACUCCUCCUUCCUGGGAAUGGAUAUAGAGGAGUCACAGCUGCAGAAAGCCCGAGACAAUGUGCAGUUUGCAGAACUCUCUGGAAGAGUUGAAGUGAUUAAAUCAUCAGUUAAAGCGAUCCCAGUUCCGUCGGAGAGUGUGGAUGCUGUCGUCUGCGAUAUUCCGUUUGGGAGGAAGUUUGGCAGUAAAUCUGACAUGGCGGCCGCUCUGCCAGCUAUUGUGGCUGAAAUGGAGAGGGUGCUGUGUGUGGGCGGAUCCCUGGUGCUGCUCCUCAGCCCCGCCCUCGCUGCUGAUCUGAAGAGGAGCUGCCGCCCCCAGCCUGCCACACCGACGAACGAGUCAGGAGAGCCCCCCCCUCCGCCCCCCCAGCACAGACCCGGGGGACCUGCCCCUGCACCCCCCCAGCACAGACCUGGGGGUCCCGCCCCUGCACCCCCCCAACACAGACCUGGGGGUUUGUCCCCCCUCCUCUUCCCGUCCUUAGAGCUCCAGAGCAUUCACAGAGUGAGUCUGGGAACGGCCGACGCCCUCAUCCACAAAUACCGCAAGGGCGGCGGUGUGGUGUAGCGGUUAGGGAACUGGAUUUGAAAUUUAAAGGUCGCCGGUUCGAUUCCCAGGAGGGACACUGCUAUUGUUGCUUCAGUAAAAAUAUACAGUUUUAUAAAUGGAUUUUGCAAUGUAACGAUGAGAAAGUUGUGUCGUUCUGGAUUAUAGUGAUAUAUAUGCUAUAUGAAUGUCAGUAAUGUAAGAAAGGCUCUCCUGCUGCUGGUGGGAUCCUGAUUCAGCGUGCUCCGGUAGUGAUGCUGCGGAUACUGUUCCCAUGUUUCUCACAUAAAGCUGUAAUUCCUAUA
This is a messenger RNA of Anguilla anguilla (European eel), 2141 nucleotides long. It is a transcript of the gene thumpd2, whose product is annotated as THUMP domain containing 2. Gene Ontology annotation, molecular function: RNA binding; tRNA (guanine) methyltransferase activity. Lineage: Eukaryota; Metazoa; Chordata; Actinopteri; Anguilliformes; Anguillidae. Bases 208 to 1857 code for a protein of 549 amino acids. Gene Ontology annotation, biological process: tRNA methylation. The transcript has 10 exons. The record is from RefSeq and is a predicted model, not a curated record.